Molecule: messenger RNA, 2277 nt
Organism: Scheffersomyces coipomensis
Lineage: Eukaryota; Fungi; Ascomycota; Pichiomycetes; Serinales; Debaryomycetaceae
Gene: ZCF25
Product: Zcf25p
Exons: 4
Coding region: 1-2277 (758 amino acids)
Biological process (GO): DNA-templated transcription; regulation of DNA-templated transcription
Molecular function (GO): DNA-binding transcription factor activity, RNA polymerase II-specific; DNA binding; zinc ion binding
Source: RefSeq, a predicted model, not a curated record
AUGGUUGCAUCAGACCGACGGAAGAAGGUAACGAAAGCCUGUGACUACUGUAAGAAAAGAAAAUACAAAUGCAGCGGUAGAUCUCCUUGUGAGCUCUGCUCCAAGAAGAAGAUCGAAUGCCGAUUCUCCUUUGUUGAUAGACGUACCAUCAAAACCAUUAACAAAACUCAAAAAACGUCCAAUGAGUCACAGCAACCAUCAAACAGUAUAUCUAAAGCUGUAUCACAAUCAAUAUCAGAUAAUAUCAGUGUGUCUGAAUCCAUCGGGUCCAACUCUAGUAUCAACAUUAUGAAUGAUUCUCCAACCAAAACUAGUGGUAUCCCUCAAAGUCUACAACCUUUGUUACUGUUCCCAUUAGAAGAAGCUGAAGAUAUACAGGAUUCAGAUGAAUCCAACAAUAAUGAUGAUACAUCUGGAAUUGAAGAAACCAACGAUUUCAACUCUCCUAGAGAAUCAAACAGGCUGAAUCAUAAUACCACACAGCUUUCAAAUAACGAAGGUAAGAGUUCACGUCUUCUUUUUGAUUCGGCUGGAAAUCUACGUUAUAUUGGUGAAAGUAGUCCACUAUCUCUCCUUUUCGAAUGCAGAAAUAUUUAUCGAAGUACCAUUGGAGAAUGUGAGUUCACUCAAGAUCCUCAAGGUAUUAAUAUCAUUGAUGAGCCAGCUAGAAUCAAUAACUGCAUACCUGUACAACUUCCAAAAAGGGAACAUUGUAAUAUAUUGGUUAAGUUUUUUGAGACUAAUGUGAAUACCACCUGGUAUGUGUUUAAUAUGCAACAUUUUAAGGAACAAAUAGUUAAUUAUAUCUACGAAAAUCCAAUUAGGGCUGGUCCAGAAAAAUUGAUUCUUCUACACUUGGUGCUAGCGCUAGGUCUUCUUUAUGCUGAAACUUCCAAAAGCUUUCUUAUCGACGAUCUUGCAUCGCCACAAAUCAAUUCGCUAACAUUUUUUGAGAGUGGGAGUAAUUUGAUGAGAAAUACUGUUGAUAAUGGGAAGCUUUGGCUUUCAGAAGCUUAUUUUUUGAUAUAUUUCUACUAUCAAUCAACUUCAAAGAGAAGUACUUCAUGGAUUAUGCUUGGAAAUGCUAUUAGAAACGCACAAGCGCUUGGUCUACACAGAAAGUUUAUCAACGAGUCCUUUAGAGACAAAGAUUACAUCAUGCAUCGUCGUAAGCUAUGGAGAAGUUUAUAUGUUUGCGAUAGAGUUUCAUCAAUUUUGCUAGGAAGACCACUUUUGAUAGGUGAUUAUGAUUGGGAUGAUUAUGAAAACGAAGGUUUAAUUGAGUAUGAAGGUAAAAUUAAUCAUGAUAAGAGUACUUAUUGUCUUAUUGAAGUCGCAAAAGUAUGUAAAAUUAAUGGAAAAAUUGUACAAGAUUUUUAUUUAGAUGGGAUUAUUGAUCCAGAAAGAGCAGAGAAAUUAGCCAUUGAAUUAAAGUUGUGGUCCAUCGAUCUUCCACGAGAGUUACAGCUUGAUCGAAUCCUAUUUGGAGAACGCCAAAUGGGUCAACAACAAGAAAUAGCUCUGGAUAAUUUCGCUCUUUUGUUUCUUCAUAUACUGCAGUUGUAUGGAAUCAUGCUUUUGAGUAAACCAUUUUUCAUGUACAUUGUUUUUAAGAGGAACAGCAAAGAAAAUGGUUUUGCUACAAAUUCAUCCCGAAGAAAUAAACAUGAAACUACCAUGGUUAAUUUUUGCAAAGCAAGUGUUAAGUCAUCCGUUCUAACCAUCCAACUCAUACAUAUGUAUAAAGAAAAACAUCCUCAAAGAGUAGAACUGUACGUUACAGUCAAUUGUUGUUUUAUGGCAGCCUUGAUUCUUGGUCUUCUGAUUUUGCACAGAAACAGCAGUCGUGAUGUUACAGACGAAUUCAGCAUUACUUAUUUAAUGGAGGUAUUGAAUGCAGCCAAAGAUAUUUUACUGUUCUACGGUCUCAUAAAUGCAACGCUGAAAAGAUUCUAUCAUAUUGUGGAUAAAAUGCAAAGAUCUUUGGUAGAAGCCUUUGGUGAUGCUCAACGUAUGUUGGUUGAUGCAACUAAUGAUUUCUAUAAUAACAGAUCCAAUAUGUUAUCUCUUCCUCAAACUCCAUACUUUAAUCUGACCACAGAUUUGAAAUCGUUCAUGAACUUUCAACAAUUUUUUGUUCCAUCAACCAUUGGGGUUCCAGGUAAUAACAAUAAUAACUUUGCUACAAGAGUAGAGACUCCAGAUGCUGACGAGUCUCUUGAUGUGUUUAUGUGCAAUGUGGGCAUAAAUGAUAUCUUAUUUGACGGGAAUAUUUAG